GGCGUCUCUCACCCUGACGAAUUACUAAGAAAUGUUCUUUGAAGCGGGGGCUGGCAGUCGGGGCUGGGGGUGCAGGAGCGGCAGCACCCCUGGCCGGAAGUGGUUUCCACCCUAGCCAGGGUGCCCAGCCCCGCACUGGAACAUUGCUCCAAUAGCCGCCUUCGCAGAAGGGACGGGACCGGGAGCCACCAAGACCCAGGGACCCGCCUUCAGCUCGUCUCCCCUAGCGGCUCCCUCUGCACCUCGCUUCCCCCGACGAGCUGAUUAAGGGUUAAACCCCCCGAGCUCCGAGUCCUCCCCAGCCUAGACACGCCCAGUCAUUGCUGCGGGGGGCGGGCUCGGGCAGGGACCUUCUCGUGCGCGCCGCGGAGCCCUGGGGGCCGAGCCCGGCGCGUGCGGAGCGAGCCCCCCCUGCAGGCUGCAGCCCCAGCGCCCGGCGCGAUGUCGGUGACGUUUGAGGAUGUGGCCAUGUAUUUCUCCCCAGCGGAGUGGGCAUUGCUGGGCGAGGAGCAAAGGCAACUUUACAGACACGUCAUGUGGGAAAAUUACCAGACUCUGGUCUCAUUAGGAAUCAAAACUCCCAAGCCAGUGAUGAUCUCCAGCAUAGAGCGAGGGGAAGAUCUAUGUGUGCAGGGUCCCACAGAAGAUGAAGAUGGGAACAUCCUGAGAGGAAUCCACCCAGAUUUUCCAGCUGCAGAGGAGACCUGGGACUGGUCAGCAACUGAAAGCUCCUUGGGCUCCUUCUUAACACAAAGCUCUUCCCCCGGAGCAGCACGGGCGAGGAACCUGAACAGAGCUGAGGGGCAGACUCCUGAGGAAGGGACUGGUAACCAGGAGCCACUCAGGCCUUUCCCAGGGACAUCAGGAAAGAACCAUUCCAAGAAAUCUAAGUGGGGAAGACAUCACAAGAGGCAGGGGAGGCCACAAAGGCAGAGGAAAAAUCUGACCAGGAAGGAGCCAGCAACCUCAAGAGGCCAUCAGAGGAGAUCCAGGCCAGAUCCAAAGCCUGCAAAGGGCAAAGCGGAGUUCAGAAAGAGCCUAUAUAGCUGCCGUGUGUGCAGGGAAGAAUUCAAAGUGCAGAGAGACCUGAUAAGUCACCACUGGAUGGUUCAUAGGAAAAGGAACUGUAUCACUGUAGCGAGUGUGGGGAGAGCUUUAGGAGAAAGAAGGAGUUCAGAGCACAUGGGAAGGCUCACAGAAAGAAGAGAGACCAUCCCUGUUCUGAAUGUGGGAAGAUAUUCCACCAGUUAUCGAAUCUCAUUGUUCACCAGAGAAUCCACACUGGAGAGAGACCCUAUCACUGCGCUGAGUGUGGAAAAAGAUUCUUAUACUUAUCAGCUUUUACCAUCCACAAGAGAGUCCACUCAGGAGAGAGACCUUAUGCCUGCAUUGAGUGUGGAAAUCAAUUUAUGGAUUCGUCAACAUUACGUAAUCACCAAAGAAUCCACUCAGAAAAGAGACCCCAUCGCUGUAACCAAUGUGGGAAAGGCUUCAAACUUACAUCAAAUCUUACUAGGCACCAGAAAAUCACAGUGAAGAGAGACCCUUCUUGUGCCACGAGUGUGGGAAAAAGUUCUGCCUACGAGAGCAUCUGAUCAGACAUCAGAUGAUCCACACUGGGAGCAGCCCCAUUGCUGUGCUAAGUGUGGGGAAAAAAUUCAGUCUCCUUCAAAGUCUCAGGAGACACCAGGAAACCCAUACUCCAGGGAGACUCCAUCGCUGUGCCGAGUGUAGGGAAAAUAUUCCGUCAUUCAAACAGUCUUUUUAAACACCAGAGAGUGCACAAUGGGAAACUCCAUCGCUGCUCUGACUGUGGAAAAGGCUUGUCUAUAUACAUCAUCUCACUCGCCACCAGAGAAUCCACACUGGAGAGAAACCCUAUUCCUGCCCUGAGUGUGGGAAAA
Messenger RNA from Gopherus evgoodei (Goodes thornscrub tortoise), 1904 nucleotides. RefSeq names its product KRAB domain-containing protein 1-like. NCBI's taxonomy places the organism in Eukaryota, Metazoa, Chordata, Testudines, Testudinidae. Gene Ontology annotation, biological process: regulation of DNA-templated transcription. The record is from RefSeq and is a predicted model, not a curated record. The transcript is spliced from 5 exons. The coding region runs from base 442 to 1536 and encodes 364 amino acids.